CAAUCCAUUCGGUCUGAGUUGUGUCCGUGUGACAUUCAUAGCCGAGCUGGUGUUCUUCAAUGGAUUUCAUUGUGUGGUUUCUAUUUUUUACACGGAAUUGGCACUCAUCUACAGCCCGCUGGGGCGCUCGUCCAUAGAGAGUGGUUCAUUGUUAUAUGUCCGUAUUGGUCCUGACUCCAGUGGCUUUUGCAUGAUUCUGAUUUGAAGUCACCUAGCAACAAGAAGCUACUAGGUGGAGGCCAUCGCUAUUGGGUUGGAGGCCAUCGCUAGUAGAAACAAGAAGCUACUAGUAACUGGAAGCUACUAGUUGAAGUCACUCCAGGCGCAUUUGCCCAAGCCAAUGCCACCACCACCAUCGCCAUGCCGGCAGUCUGGCUUGCAAUGGUUGAGUGAGCAGGCCCACCCAUCGAACCUGGAGCUUCAAGAGGAGGUGAAGCGUCUCAAGUUGGAGAAUUCGGAACUCAAGAAGGACGCUGAAAGACUUGAGACGGAGCUCGAGGAAGUGCGCCGCAAGUGGGUGACCUGGCAAGACUUGCCACCCACACUGGCUGCGGAGAUGAUUGUUGAUGUAAGGGAGCUGCGCUACAGCCAGUUGACAAUUCAGGGCAGAUGGUUCAAGGAAGAAGACGGCCAGCCUCGCCGAUCACUCGAGGAGCUGAUCGACGCACUGAAAGCCGGGUCGAUAAAUCCAAUGCAAGCAGACUUUUUGAAGUUGACGGUUGUGCUGAAGAUGGACUCACAGGGCCAAAAGGCCUUGUUCUCCACGGACAAUCGCCGACUUUAUUGCUUGAAGGAGUACCAGAGGGAAAUUGGCAACAAGCCUGUUCCUGUUCGAGUACGCAUUUUUACCUGGGCAGAUGUCCAAGAUGGAAGGAGGAUUCUUCGGAAUUGUGACGAGACCGAUGGGCACUCCAUCCAAAAGCGGGACGGGUCGAACAGAUCAAGGUCUACAUCACCCUGGCCCUCACCCAGGCCUAGGUCACCCUGGCGAGCUCAGUGAAAGAGGUGAAGCCGAUCUUUCCUAAGCUUCAAUCGGAAGCGAAGAUGGCGCAGAAGCUGGUUUGAGGUCUGGUGUGAGAGCUUUGAAGGCUUGAGAUGAGGGAUCAUCACAGCUUCUGAGCUUGAACCAGCUCCGCUGACGUUCGGAUGUUCUUGGAGCCACUCUCAGUGGAAGAUUCCGGAAGAUGCGCAUUUGGAAUCCUCCAAUGUGGGCCAGGCCGCACAGUGCCCCUCCUCCUCGAGGAAUCUUCAACGAGGCAGUUUGCCCGUGAGGUCUUUCUGUGGCUGGUCUUUCUCUACACAGAGUGGAAACUACCAGACUGGCAACCUCCACUCGGCACACGACUUACUACGUGCUGACAAAAACAGGGACUUUCGAUGUGGGGGACCAACUUGCCGGAAGCCUGAGAAGAAAUACGCGAAUACAAUGGAUUUCAUUGUAUGACAACCGCAAAC
This is a messenger RNA of Durusdinium trenchii, 1455 nucleotides long. NCBI's taxonomy places the organism in Eukaryota, Dinophyceae, Suessiales, Symbiodiniaceae. The record is from the annotation of a GenBank genome assembly.